Molecule: messenger RNA, 1830 nt
Organism: Bombus terrestris (buff-tailed bumblebee)
Lineage: Eukaryota; Metazoa; Arthropoda; Insecta; Hymenoptera; Apidae
Product: homeobox protein MSX-2
Exons: 3
Coding region: 150-818 (222 amino acids)
Biological process (GO): regulation of DNA-templated transcription
Molecular function (GO): DNA binding; DNA-binding transcription factor activity, RNA polymerase II-specific
Source: RefSeq, a predicted model, not a curated record
GUUAGCAUGAAACUCGACUCGUCCGUAACUGAGGUGUUCUCGCGCCGACAAACGAUUCCGGCUCGGCUGGUUCGCGCGAUCCUCUUCCUCUAAGCGGAAUCGUUGUUUUCCACGGUUGUUUCGUUCGUUUUUCUCGUCAAGGUGUAACGAUGCAGGAGCACAAGUCCUUUCUUAUAAGGGAUCUUCUGGGUGAUGUUCUGUCCGAGCGGGUGCACGAAGAUUCGGAGGACGAUUCUGCCGUACAUUCCGAUUCCGAGGACACGAUCGACCCAGGAAGUAGCCCUUGCACUCGACUGGAGAGUCCUCCGCCGGCUCUGUCGCCAUCGCCGGCACCAGCGACUUCCGGCAAAUCUUGCGGCACGACGAGCGGUCCUCCAAGCGGCAGAAAACCCAGAAGAAGGCGAACGGCAUUCACCCACGCUCAACUCGCUUAUCUGGAACGAAAGUUUCGCUGUCAAAAGUAUCUGAGCGUGGCGGAUCGCAGCGACGUCGCCGACGCGUUGUCGCUGUCCGAGACUCAAGUGAAAACCUGGUACCAGAACAGAAGAACGAAAUGGAAGCGACAGAACCAACUGCGACUGGAACAACUUCGACAUCAAGCUACGGUGGAAAAGGAGCUGCUCGUGCGAGGAGUAGGACUCCAUCAUGGCAGCAUAGACGCUUAUUGUCCACCUUACAACGCUCAGACCCAAACGCAGAGUCAUCCGCCUCCACCGCCACCGCCGCCGGCGCCGUCCACCGCUUCCACCGCCGCGUUUCUCUCCACGGCCGCAGCCCUCUUCCGAAACGUCACUUACGUUCACGGAUGUCCCCUUUAACCCGGCCGAACGCCGCGGUUUCAGGAUCGUUUCUGCCUUCUGGCCGCCGGCGUCGGCAGCCCAUCUCUCUCCGAAACGUCCGUUUCGGACGAUUCCGAACCACCGGUGGAACCACCGUCGCCGAUGGAUCCGAUCGGACCUCGAUGUGCCCGAACUUCCGAUCCCGAAUCGCAAUGGUUCGCGGCAGUCGCUGUUCUUUUCCAUCGAAUUCUUCGGCCUGCGUUUCGCUACAUCGCACGUGCGCGCGAAAAAAGUCUCGCGACCGCUAGUUCGAUUAUAUCCUGGUACAAAACAUCACGCGCUACUAUCUCCGAUACAGUGAAGUGCGCGUGAACCACGAAACGCGGAUGUAAACGCGGACAAGGAAAAUCUCGUUCGCGGUAAUCGCGCGUACCACGUUUCAGGAGUUCUUCGCGACUCCCUUCCUGGGAUGGAACUCUUCGAAGAUUCCGUGCUCCGCAUUGGACUUGUUUCCGAGAGCUAAUUCCUGCAUGCGAAACAGUGUACAUAUGUAAUUACGAAGUUGAUCGGUAGUCGUAGUCGCUUUGUUUUCGUUCGCGACGACGAAAGGGGAAGGGAUGAACGAAACGAUAUCGGAAAUCGUGGUGUUUCGAGGAUCUGUUUCCAUCGUUCCACGAACUUUCGCUUGUUCCAGUCGAAGUAAGAACAAACCCGUAAUAUCCAGGUUCAUAUCCAGGAAACAUGUUCCUUUUACUCGGAACGAACGAAGAGAUCUAGUUGAGUCGAUAGCGAGUCGAAUUCCGUAGAUGUGUCAUAGGAUGUUAGGUAACUGUAAUCGGGAAACGGGCGAAAACGACGUUUACUACGACGCGUUCGAUGCUCCGCGGUACAAACGUUUUCCCCUGUUUCCCGCAAUCACUGGCCAAUUUUCACUUAGAGAUCUAGUUCGCUAACGUUCACCGCUGAUAAUCCAUCACUUUCUCCAGUUAGUCGACGAUUUUUCGUCAACCGAUGAAUUCUUGUAGAUAAAUAAAUUAUUAUCGAACAAAAA